AUGCGUUUAACCAAGCUGCAAUGGCUAUGGCUAGGGGUGGUAGCAACCAUCGGCAUUGUACUUGCAUACUUAGUAUCUAUUCUAGCUUACUUCGUCCCCCAGUUGUCGAUCUUCUCUGGUUCCCUAUCGCCCGCACACAAACCAAUUACAACUGAGGCUGGUCCUAGCAGUCUUAUUGCUGUAGAUCUGCGCUACCAGCGUAUCGCAAAUCGAUGGUCGUACAUGCUGGACGUUUCUCUUGGUACGCCACCUCAGAAUGUCUCUCUACAAGUCGAUACGGGCGCUGGCUUCACAUGGGUCAAAAGUCCACCUGCUGUCGGUUCAACUUCAUGCGACAAUUUCUCGUGUCGGAAAAAUCCUCUCUAUCACCAGCAGCGCUCGUCGACGAGAAAGGACCUUAAGAGAUCGUUUGACUAUAUUUAUGGUAAGGGAAAACACGCUGCAAAAGGGAAUAGACACAAGGAUCAUAUACACAUCGGUGGUGUCACAAUACCGCAAUUUAUGUUCGGCAUAGCAAAUAAGAUUGUUGAAAUAGAUGAUGGCGUAGCAGGUCUCGUGCCUCAUGACAAAGAUAGCCUUCAAGACCAGCUUUUCCGUGGGGGUAAGAUUGCAAGCCGAAUAUUUGGGAUCUAUCUUGGUGGCGCUACCAAUCGCAAAGGCUCGCUCGUUCUUGGCGGAAUUGAUCCAAAGAAGUACACAGGCUCACUCUCCAGGCAUGAUGUAGUCGAGCAUGACUACUUCAAAAUUCGCCUGGACUCCGUUGGAGUUACCAAAACAGGGACCACUUCGGUUCCUGUAAGCCAGACUUCGAUCAAUGUUCUCCUUGAUACUGGUUGCAACCACUCUAUCUUACCUGUCCCCGUUGUUGAGUCCAUCCUUGAGCAAAUAGGCUUCCCGCAACAGCCACCGGUACCAGUACUCUCAAAAGGAUACGAACUACCAUGUGCCUAUUUGAGAAAUACUUCCAUAACAAUCGACUUUGCCUUCGGCAAGAGAACCUUUCGAAUCCCUAUCAAGAACUUCAUGUAUGAGUUAGAACCAAACCUCUGCGUUCUAGGCAUAGAUGCUGCUCCCGAAUUUUUCGUUCUAGGAGACACCUUUUUGGAAUCUGUUUAUGUUGUACGUGACGAAGACGACGCGAGCAUCUGGCUUGCCCCUGCGGCCGAUUGUGGAUCCAGCCCAAUCGCUCUCGAACCCACCACUAGAAACCUAAUCGACUUUGGUGCACUGGCGGUCAACUCAGGUUCAAGCGUUCCAGUCCAAAUUAAUGCCAAGUCUAUCUCAUUUACAAAAGGGGAAUGCGAAUCCAAUUGA
Molecule: messenger RNA, 1314 nt
Organism: Mollisia scopiformis
Lineage: Eukaryota; Fungi; Ascomycota; Leotiomycetes; Helotiales; Mollisiaceae
Product: acid protease
Exons: 7
Coding region: 1-1314 (437 amino acids)
Biological process (GO): proteolysis
Molecular function (GO): aspartic-type endopeptidase activity
Source: RefSeq, a predicted model, not a curated record